Molecule: messenger RNA, 411 nt
Organism: Camelus dromedarius (Arabian camel)
Lineage: Eukaryota; Metazoa; Chordata; Mammalia; Artiodactyla; Camelidae
Gene: SMIM23
Product: small integral membrane protein 23
Exons: 4
Coding region: 1-411 (136 amino acids)
Source: RefSeq, a predicted model, not a curated record
AUGGUGAUCCAGCAGGUGGGCAGCAGGGGGCGAGUGGCAGCUGAGAGAAGGAGCAGUCGCAGCGAGGACAAGAAGCAGACGCUGUUGGCGUUGCUGAUCUUAGUGCUGUAUGUGGGCACAGGGAUCUCGGGAAGAAGCUGGGAGGUGUCAGAAAGAAUCAGAGAAUGUAACUACCCCCAGAAUCCUAUGACUUCCCAGGCGUUCGAAUAUCAGGCCCAUGACCCCUCAGAAGAGCCGAUCAAGGUCAUCCAGACCUGGCUGAAGGAGAACUUGCACGUGUUCUUGGAGAAGCUAGAGAAAGAGGUGCGAGAGCUGGAGCAGCUGGUGCAGGACCUGGAGGACUGGCUGGAUGCGCUUCUGGGAGAGGGGCACCGGGAGGAGCCCUGCUCCACCCUCAGAAGUCACUUGUGA